Messenger RNA from Cyphellophora europaea CBS 101466, 1797 nucleotides. RefSeq lists its product as uncharacterized. The record is from RefSeq and is a predicted model, not a curated record. Gene Ontology annotation, molecular function: nucleotide binding; hydrolase activity, acting on ester bonds; metal ion binding. The transcript has a single exon. Bases 1 to 1797 code for a protein of 598 amino acids. Lineage: Eukaryota; Fungi; Ascomycota; Eurotiomycetes; Chaetothyriales; Cyphellophoraceae. Gene Ontology annotation, biological process: nucleotide catabolic process.
AUGGGCUUCUCCAAGACUUUGACCUUGGCCGCCGGGCUCGCCAUGACGGCUAGUCUGGCCGUGGGCGAAGAUGUCCUAGUGAGUAAGCGCGCUCUUGAGAAAAGACAACUCAAUAGCGAGGGCCUGUACAAUAUGUCCUUCUUCCAUGUCAACGAUGUUCACUCCCAUCUGGACGAGUUUCGUUCUUCCGGCACUGACUGCGAAGACCCGUCAAGCGGUUGUUACGGAGGCUAUGCUCGAAUCAAGACUAUCGUCGAUGAGCGGAGACCGACCGUUGGUGAUAGUCUCUUCCUAAAUGCUGGCGAUGAAUUUCAGGGCACGCUAUACUAUACCUACUGGGGAGGUUUCGCAAUUGGCGAAGUUCUCGAGCAGCUGGGCUUCGAUGGCAUGACCCUUGGCAACCACGAAUUCGACGGCGGUGACGAUGAGUUGGGUGCCUUCCUGGAGAAUCUCACCUUUCCCAUCAUCAGCGCAAACAUCCAGUCCGAUCACCCCGUCCUCAACGAAACCCUUCAGCCUUACCACAUCUACGAGGAGUACGAUCUUGCCGUCAUUGGUGUUACCACCCCAGACACCCCAGGUAUCUCGAGUCCUGGCGAGGGCACUGUCUUUGGCGACGUCGUUGAGGCCGUACAGCGUGCGAUCGACGAGAUCCGCAGCACUACCAACAUCACUCGAAUUGCAGCCUUGACCCAUAUUGGCUAUGAGGAAGACCAGAGGCUGGCAGAGGAAACCACAGGUCUAUACUUGAUCAUGGGUGGUCACAGUCACACUCCACUCGGAGACUUCGAGGACGCCGAGGGUCCUUAUCCCACAAUUGUCGAAAACAUGGAUGGCGAUGAGGUUUUCAUUGUCACAGCCUACCGAUGGGGCGAGUAUCUGGGCUACAUUGAUGUUCUGUACGAUGAUGAGGGCAAGAUCCUCGAGUAUCAUGGUGGUCCAGUCCAUGUCACCAACACCACCGAGCAGGAUUCCGAUCUCCAAGCCCAAAUCGAGGAGCUCGCCGAGCCCUUCGAAGCCUUUGCUGCCGAAGUCCUUGGUGUCUCUAGCGUCGAACUUGACCAGACGACCUGCCAAGAGCAGGAGUGUCUACUUGGUAAUUUCAUGGCCGAUGCCAUGCUCGUGUACCGUCAGAACCAGUCUGAUGAGGCGGACUUCGCCCUCAUCAACGCUGGCGGUAUUCGUGCUACUAUCGAUGAAGGUGAUAUUACUCGUGGGGAGGUCCUGACCUCAUUCCCUUUCGGCAACUCGAUCGUCGAGAUUACGCUAAGUGGCGAGGAGGUCUGGAACGUGCUCGAGGGCAUAGUCUCAGGCGUCAACCAGGAGAACGAUGAUGAGGUCACAAGCUUUUUUCAGGUCAGCCGCGGCAUCGUUGUUACUUAUAACCCUGAGGGCGAGAGCGGCUCAAGGCUAGUAAGUGUUGAAAUUGGGGGAGAGCUGCUCGACUCAGAGGAAGAGUACACCAUUGUGACUCUCGACUUCCUUGCUGGUGGAGGCGACAAUUUCUUCCAGCCUACAACUGACUUCGUCUCACUUGAUACACAAGACGAAGUGCUUGUGAUGUACAUCGAGUCUCAGAGCCCUGUCAGUAUUGAGCUGGAAGGUCGUAUCGUGGAGAGCGAUGCAGAGCCUGGCUCCCCGUCGGGCGGGAACGGUACCAGCAACUCUGGAAGCGAGGAGGCUGAGCAAGGAGCCGAUGGUCAGGAAGACGGUCAGGAAGACGCUGCACCACGCCUUACCAGCAUGAGUGCUGGCCUGGUUGCUCUCGUGGUUGCCGUGGCUCUGACAGCGUUCUAA